This is a messenger RNA of Nerophis lumbriciformis (worm pipefish), 2742 nucleotides long. NCBI's taxonomy places the organism in Eukaryota, Metazoa, Chordata, Actinopteri, Syngnathiformes, Syngnathidae. The record is from RefSeq and is a predicted model, not a curated record.
AUGGAAAGUGGCGGCAGUGGUCCCUUCCACAAGGAUAGUCUUGGGAGCCACCCAGGGUCCUUCGCGGCCCUCCACAACGGGGAUGCAGGCGGCUCCCUCAGAGGCGGACCGCCUGAUGUGGAUGCCGCAAAGCCGGAGAUGAGGGAAGCGGAGAACAGGAUCCUCAGGGAGCUUUCUUCCUCCUCCUCUUUGUCCUCCCCCUGCCGGCCAGAGGACGGUGACGCCGUCCGGGGUCCGAGCCCUAUCGAGAGGAACGAGUGCGCCACGCCGCACAAGAAGCGAGGCAGGCGGAAACUGGAGCGACCCACCAAAUAUGUCGAACAUACGGAGGAAGAUGACAGCGAAGCGAUCAAGAGUGAGGCCGAUCGCGGGAGGCUGCGAGGGGGAGUUGGCGGGGAGAUCAGCCUUCGUCAAAGGCCUGUGCCCAGAAUCACCUUCCAGGCUGGAGACCCUUAUUACAUAAGCAAACGGACACGGGAGGAGUGGCUGGCCAAGUGGAAGAUGGAGGCAGAGAAAAAGGCCAAACUGAUGUCUGCUAUGAAUGUAAUAAAGGAUCCGGACCCUGUCAAGGAAACUGAGAAAUCAGAGCACGAAAGUUUGCCACCUCAGUGUGUGCCGGCUUCUAAGCCGGUUCCGCAGCAGCAUUGUCAACCUUUGCAGCAACGCCAGCCUCCGGCGCCUCAGUGUCCGCCGCCGCAAUUGGAAGCGUCUUUGCCGCAACAUCAGCAGAAGCAGCAGCAAACGCAGCAGCCUACCGACCCGGCCUCACCUACUGUGGCCACCACUCCAGAGCCUGUUGCCAUCACAGGUGAUGAAAAGACCUCCCCGAAGGCUGCAGACACUGAACCAGAAUAUGAGGAUGAUCGCGGUUUUGUCAUUGGCGACCUGGUCUGGGGAAAGCUGCGAGGCUUCUCAUGGUGGCCGGGGCGCAUUGUGUCCUGGUGGAUGACUGGACGCAGCAGAGCCGCCGAGGGUACUAGAUGGGUCAUGUGGUUCGGAGACGGGAAAUUCUCAGUGGUUUGUGUUGAGAAACUCUUGCCCUUAAGUUCCUUCAACAAUGCCUUUCACCAACCAACCUAUAACAAGCAGCCUAUGUACAAAAAAGCAAUCUACGAGGUGCUACAGGUGGCCAGCAGCCGGGCAGGCAAAGCCUUUUCAUUGCGUCCCGACAGCGACCACACCGAAACUUCCAAAUCUGUGGAACUCCUGAACAAGGAGAUGAUCCAGUGGGCUAUGUGUGGCUUUCAACCCACUGGACCCAAAGGCCUGGAGCCACCAGAGGAGGAGCGCAACCCAUACAAGGAGGUCUACCCAGAGAUGUUUGUGGAACCGGAAGCCGCUGCUUACAUGCCGCCGCCUCCUGCUAAGAAGCCUCGAAAGAGCACCCAGGAGAAGCCCAGAGUAAAGGACAUCAUCGAUGAAGGAACGCGAGAGCGACUCAUCUACGAAGUGAGACAAAAGUGCCGAAGCAUCGAGGACAUCUGCAUCUCCUGCGGAAGUCUCAACAUCAGUCGGGAGCACCCACUCUUUGCAGGAGGAAUGUGCCAGGGCUGCAAGAACUGCUUUUUAGAGUGCGCCUAUCAGUACGACGAUGACGGCUACCAGUCGUAUUGCACCAUCUGCUGCGGCGGCCGGGAGGUGCUAAUGUGCGGGAACAACAACUGCUGCCGAUGCUUUUGCGUGGAGUGCGUGGACCUCCUAGUGGGUCAGGGCGCCGCCCACGCAGCCAUCAAGGAGGACCCAUGGAACUGCUUCAUGUGUGGCCCCAAAGGGUCGUACGGCCUUUUGGAACGCCGCCCCGAUUGGACCUGCCGCCUUCAGCAUUUCUUCGCCAACAACCACGAGCAGGAUUUCCAACCAGCAAAGCUUUACCCGCCGAUCGGCGUUGAGAAUAGGAAGCCAAUCAGAGUACUGUCGCUAUUUGACGGCAUUGCCACGGGGCUACUGGUGCUGCGCGAGCUGGGCAUCCAGGUGGAACGCUACGUGGCCUCAGAGGUGUGCGAAGACUCCAUUACGGUGGGGCUGGUCCGCCAUCAGGGUCGCAUCAUGUAUGUGGGCGACGUCAGGGGCGUUACGCGCAAACACAUCCAGGAGUGGGGUCCUUUUGAUCUGGUCAUAGGUGGAAGUCCAUGCAACGACCUUUCUAUAGUCAACCCCGCAAGGAAAGGCCUUUACGAGGGCACGGGUCGCCUGUUUUUCGAGUUCUACAGGCUGCUGCACGAGGCUCGGCCCAAGACGGGGGAAGAACGGCCUUUCUUCUGGCUAUUUGAAAACGUGGUCGCCAUGGGUGUCAGCGACAAGAGGGACAUAUCUCGCUUUUUGGAGUGCAACCCGGUUAUGAUCGAUGCCAAGGAAGUGUCAGCCGCCCACCGUGCCCGCUACUUCUGGGGUAACCUUCCUGGCAUGAACAGGCCACUAACGGCCAUGUGCAAUGACAAGUUGGACCUGCAGGACUGCUUAGAACAUGGCAGAACCGCCAAGUUUGACAAGGUGAGGACCAUCACUACCAGGUCCAACUCCAUCAAACAGGGCAAGGACCAGCACUUCCCCGUCUUCAUGAAUGAGAAGGAGGACAUACUGUGGUGCACUGAGAUGGAGAGGAUUUUCGGCUUCCCGGUUCACUACACGGACGUGUCCAACAUGAGCCGACUGGCCCGGCAGCGUCUGCUGGGCCGAUCAUGGAGCGUUCCUGUCAUCCGCCACCUGUUUGCACCACUCAAAGAUUACUUUGCCUGCGCAUGA